Molecule: messenger RNA, 5637 nt
Organism: Solenopsis invicta (red fire ant)
Lineage: Eukaryota; Metazoa; Arthropoda; Insecta; Hymenoptera; Formicidae
Gene: Sin3A
Product: paired amphipathic helix protein Sin3b
Exons: 18
Coding region: 643-5196 (1517 amino acids)
Biological process (GO): negative regulation of transcription by RNA polymerase II
Cellular component (GO): chromatin
Molecular function (GO): transcription corepressor activity
Source: RefSeq, a predicted model, not a curated record
UCGUCCGAGAGACUCAACCGCGAGGGAGGAAACUACUGGUGGUGAUACAUAUCGAGGGUGUACGAGCCAAAGGUACACCUCCUUUAGCGGCGGCAGCGGCGGCGGCGGCGGCGGUGGCGGCGGCGGCGGCGGCGGCGGCGGCGGCGUCGUCGACGGCGGCAGUGGUGGCGGCCGUGGCGGUGGCGCUUCACGGAGGAAGUGACCGCACGCGGCGCGGACGUACGUUACUUGUCGCCGAGUCUGCUCCGAGAAUGCGUUAUGUAUUUACGUAGAAUAUUGCGUAACGUACAAGGGGCCGGCUAAAGUGUUCGAAAACCUGGACGUUUUGGACACAAGUCGAAGCAGUCGACGGAAACGAUAGAGUGAAGCGAGUUGAGCUGCACCGGUGCGAGUUUCGCGCGUACAUACGCAGCAAGAAUCCAACCCGCGGUCCUCGACGCGAUCGAAAGUUUCGGAGAGCUAGUCGAGAGAGUCGGCGACGCCAGUGCACGGCUUACCGCGAUAAUCAAGGGACGUAUCUCGAUCUCGACGUCAUCGUCACCGCUUGUAUCCCUUCAUUUGUGUACGACGAAAUCUACGUGGGAGAUAGGGACGCGGAACGUAUUUUCUCAAAUGGAAAUUGCACCUCCAAUGUGAUUUGCGAUGAAACGUGUUCGCGGUCUGGACGACGUAGCAUCACCGUCGGCAAAGCACUCGGUGAAUGCGGCAAGUGGCUUGGGGAGUGGAGGGGGUAGUUUGGAUUAUCACCCCAGCAGUGGAAUAGGUGUUGUUGUACCUGGUCAAGCAGUUCGAUCUGUUACUUCAAAGGAAAUGCCAGGAAGUAUACAAUUUGGUACUGCCCAACCUCAACAACAAUAUACUGGAGCGAUUGUUGUACCAACCGCAGCACCAUCUCCUAUUAAGCAGGCGAGUGGCUCUGCGGGAGGACUCAGCUCCACAUGUAGCAGUAGCAAUAUAAGCACUAGUAGUAGUUUACAUAGUGGGAUAGGUGGUGGCAAUAGUCACACAAUGGCUUCCCAACAGCCUACAUCAGGAUCACAAAAUCAAGUCCAUUCGCAACAGCAAUCGACAAUAAGGCAUAAGGUACAUUCUGGUAAUGUAACACCGUUGGCUUCCACUCCACCUGGCUCUAAUCUGGGAGGAGGAAGUGGAUCUCAACAAUUUCAGAGAUUAAAAGUGGAAGACGCAUUAUCUUAUCUCGAUCAAGUAAAAUAUAAAUUUAGCGAUCAACCACAGGUGUAUAAUGACUUUUUAGAUAUUAUGAAAGAAUUCAAAUCUCAAAGUAUAGAUACUCCGGGCGUUAUAACCCGAGUGAGUCACCUCUUCAAAGGACAUCCUGAACUCAUCGUUGGUUUCAAUACAUUUCUCCCACCAGGCUAUAAGAUAGAAGUACAAGCAAACGAACAAGGAUAUGCUUUCCAAGUAUCCGUCAGUAUGCCCAGUCCGACGGCAACGCAUACCGCCACGUUAUCACAGCAUCAUUGUACAGUGAAUGUUGGUUCACCUCCUGUAGCUAGUCCGCCCAUGCAACCUGCAAAAGCACCUCCCGUUUUACAAAUAAUGCAAGGGUCAGGCAAUAUACAUCAUACUUUGGCAAACAGUAUUACGACUAACAGCUUAACUGUUCACGCGCCUUCACCACCGCCAGUAUCAGUGUAUAAUAAUUCACAUGUCAGCACUGCACAGGCGCAAGCUGUCAGUCAGGCUUUAAGUCAAGCGGAUGGUGUGUCAACUGGUGGACAAACGCAACAAAGCCAGCCGGUUGAAUUUAAUCAUGCGAUAAACUAUGUCAAUAAAAUAAAAAAUCGGUUUCAAGGCCAACCAGAUAAAUACAAACGUUUCUUGGAAAUAUUACAUACCUAUCAAAAAGAACAGCGAAAUUUAAAGGAAUCUGGUCAUAUGGGAGGUACAAGUUCCGGUGCGACGGGUGGAACGAAACACUUGACAGAAGCGGAAGUUUAUAGCCAAGUUGCGAAAUUAUUUGAAAAUCAAGAAGAUUUGCUUGCCGAGUUUGGACAGUUUUUGCCGGAUGCUACUAAUCAGCAAAGUUCGUUGUCUGCCAUGUUUCAGACUAAUAAGACGACAUCGGUUAACGAUCAUACGGCGAUUGUCAAGAAACCAAUUGGAGUUAAAACACCUUAUAACAAUUCUGGUGCUAUAUCAAGAGAUCUGCGAGAAGCUAGCGGUACGGCUGGAUUGGAACGCGACAAUCGAGAUCAUAGGGAACGAGAACGGGAGCGAGAUAGACCAAACAUAAGAGAUAUCAGUAGUGGCCAGAAAUGCGGGCACAGUACAGGACAGUUAAAAAGGAGUCCGUCAUUCUCAACUUCGGCAACUUCUGCGGGAAAUUCUCAUCAUCUACAACAUGGGCCGCCGCCAUCGAAAAAACAUAAAGUAGCGAUGCGCGAUAUUUCCAUUGCGGAAGCUGGUAAAUACGGUACCCUGAACGACUAUGCUUUCUUCGAUAAGGUUCGAAAAGCACUUAGAUCACAAGAUGUCUAUGAAAACUUCCUUCGAUGUCUAGUACUUUUCAAUCAAGAAAUAGUGUCCAAGUCGGAGCUCAUUCAGCUGGUGUCACCGUUUCUCGGCCGUUUUCCCGAGUUACUACGUUGGUUCAAAGAUUUUCUUGGUUACUUAUCCGACUCGUCCAGCACUACAGUGACAAAUGCAGGAAACGCCAUAGGAGUGGAGACUUUCCCAAAUAGCAUUGUACGCAGCCAUCAGGAACGACCGCAAGGUGACUUGGCGAUAGAAAUUGAUUAUACAGCGUGCAAACGAUUGGGGGCGUCAUAUUGCGCAUUGCCAAAAUCAUACAUUCAGCCAAAAUGUAGUGGCAGAACGCAAUUGUGUAAGGAAGUUCUUAACGAUACUUGGGUUUCGUUUCCAACUUGGUCGGAAGAUAGCACAUUUGUAACCUCAAGGAAAACGCAAUACGAAGAAUCUAUAUAUCGGUGCGAAGAUGAACGUUUUGAAUUGGACGUCGUUAUAGAAACUAAUGCGUCGACGAUUAGAGUGCUUGAAGGUGUUCAUAAGAAAAUGAACAGAAUGACUCAAGAGGAGAUACAGAAAUACAAGCUUGAUGAGUGUAUGGGUGGUUGUUCCCCUACGAUUCACCAACGAGCGAUAAAGAGGAUAUAUGGCGAUAAAGCUCCCGAUAUCAUAGAGGGCCUCAAAAGAAAUCCUGCAGUAGCCGUGCCUGUGGUACUUCGCCGGUUAAAGGCUAAGGAAGAGGAAUGGCGGGAAGCGCAAAAGGGAUUUAAUAAAAUAUGGAGAGAACAAAACGAGAAAUACUACUUGAAAUCUUUAGAUCAUCAAGGAAUUAAUUUCAAGCAGAAUGAUGUAAAAGCAUUGAGGUCUAAAAGUCUAUUCAAUGAAAUUGAAACAUUGUAUGACGAGAGGCACGAACAGGGUGACGAUGGUAAUGGCGAUGGUCAGGGAAACAAUGGUCCACACCUUGUUCUACCUUACAAAGACAAGUCUGUCUUGGAUGACGCUGCUAAUCUCUUGAUCCAUCAUGUUAAACGGCAAACCGCUGUUCAUAAAGAAGACAAACAACGGAUAAAACUUUUAUUGAAACAUUUUAUACCUGAUCUUUUCUUUCAUCCCCGACAAGAGCUCAGCGAUGACGAAAGAGACGAAGAUGAUGAGAAAGACGAUGUAAAUGUGGCAACGUGUAAUAAUUCUCAAUCCGUGACGACUACUUCGUUAAGUGGUUUGCAAGCUAAUAGAAGUAAGGCUCCUGCAUCACCAAAUACUUCCGUUACCAUCAAAAGUGAACCUGAUGUUAAAGUACCCAUACAUGCUCUUUCGAGUGAUCCUGAGGAAGCGUAUACGCUUUUUAUGGGUAGUAAUAAUUGGUAUCUCUUCCUAAGAUUACACCACAUACUUUGUGAGAGAUUAACGAAAAUGUAUGACCGAGCGGUUGCUCUUGCCGAAGAAGAGUCCAAGUAUAAACAGCAACGCAAGGAAAGCACAGCGGUCGCUUUAAGAUUAAAACCAAAAAGUGAAAUUGAAAUUGAAGAUUAUUAUCCUGCCUUUUUGGAUAUGGUUAAAAAUGUCCUCGAUGGAAAUAUGGAAAGCACAGCGUACGAAGACACGUUGCGAGAAAUGUUUGGUAUACAUGCCUACAUUGCCUUUACUCUCGACAAGGUCGUGAAUUAUGCCGUUAGGCAAUUGCAGCACCUAGUCUCAGAUUCCGUUUGUCAACAAUGCAUGGAUCUAUUUCAAAGGGAACAACGGCAACCUAAAGAAAAUAGCGGAGCCGGUGGGUUAUGUGCCACAGCGUACAUGAGAUUAAGCGCUGAAUUGUCAUAUCAACGUAAGGCGGAAAAAGCAAUGGCAGAUGAAAACUGUUUCAAGAUAUACAUAUAUAAAAAGGAUUGUAAAAUGACGAUGGAGUUGUUAGACACAGAGGGCGAUGAAACGGUGGAUAACGGCUGUAGAGAGAGAGAAAGGGAAGGCGUUACGGUUUCUGAAAAAUGGUCGACGUACGUUGAGAGAUUUUCUGCACCAGCUGGUCAAACUAGCCCAAAAGACACUCCUGCCUUAACAGAGAAUGAGCAGUCGACCAAUCAUCCUGUGAGUAGCGACCAGGCAGCAAGGGGGGGAAGGGGCAGAAAACGCAAGAACACUGACAUUAGCAAGAAGAUUGACGGAAAUACUUGGAGUUCCUCAAGCAGAGCUUCAGCAGGUCGCAAACCUAUUUUUCUCGAUCGUAAUAUUAGAUCGUACCGACAGCAUGCUGCAAGAUUAAUGAGAGGGAAAACAUGUUCGUUCAAUACUAAUCAUUCGGACAAAGUCGCAGAGUCAAGUGAUACUCCAGACAUGAUCAAUUCCGACGAAACUCAAUGUAGAUUUAAUCCCAACAGUUACACUAUGCUCUUCAUCGUUCAUAAGGACAGAUUUCUUUACAAACAAAACUCCAUGAAUCGUGCUAGACGGUGUCAUCCAGCUAUAACGAAGCGUAAGGAUUCCAAGUUCCAUCAUUGGCAUACAUCGUGGAUAUCCAAGAAUGGCACAGAUAUGCAACGUCGGUUGUGUCAAGAUUGGUUGAUGGGAGAGAACUACGAGAACUUGAUUCCCCACAGGAUACGAGUGUUAACGGACAAUGAUCAGACACGGUCCCCCUAUCGACAAUACAAUCGUUUCCGAGUAGAACGUUCGCAAUCUGAUUUGUUGACAGAAACGUGUGUCUAAUCCAAUUUGGCCAAUUUCUUGUCAUUUAAAAUUUCCCAAUGUCGCUACGCUCGCUACAAUUAGUCAUGUAUCAGUAUCAAAAGUUUUUCUUUGCCAGUUUAGGUUCAACGCAGAAAUACUUGAAAUAUAAAUUACGUUUUUGUGCACAAUGAUGAAUAUUAUAUUGUACAGACAGUGCUCGAUAUUCAAAGAAAAUUUGAACUGAUUGCAAUUUGAUUCCAAAAACAUUGAAGAGAAUAAAUAAUCAGUGGCCAUCCAUGCCUCAUUAUAUCGUAUUAUAUAUUUUUGCAGAGUUUUAUUCUUGACUGUAUAGAAGUACGCAAAUUGUAUUGGUAUAUAACGAUAUAUAAUAACGAACCGUGUUAUGUAAUUUGAUACUAUCGCACUGAAUUUCUUGUAUUAAUAAUAAUAUUAAACAAUUUUUACAAAUGUCUCCCACUA